CAGUUAAAGUUGGCAACUGAGUUGUGUUGCGACGUGUGGAAAAUCGAAGUGAAAAGAUGGCGGAUGAUCAUAGAAUAACGGUUAGAACAAGUCGAUCUGUAAGAUCUCAACUAUUUGGUUGCCACCCAGCAUGUGCUUCUAAUGUCUGGGCAUUAAUGACUUCUAUUGCUCUCCUCGGAGUAGGAGUUUAUUUUGUGGUCAACUCCGCUGCCAAAUUUUGGAUCUGGGUCUAUCUUUUUGCUGCAGGUGGAAUUGUUCUGCUGCUGGAAAUGAUGACCCUUUUCACAUACACUACUUGUUGCAGACAGCGAUGUGGUAAAUGUAUCAAAGCCAUAUGGUUUAUUGAUACCUGGAAAAGAGGAUUGGUGUACGUCAUUGGAGGAAUCUUCUGUUUCAUCCCUUUUAGUGUUGACCUUCGUCUGCUUUGUGAAAUUCGAAAUAUGAUGUUAUACAAGUGUAGUGGACAAGGAUUUGCCAAUUUCCUGGCCCAGUUUCCAGUCACAAUCACUUUGACCCACCUUCACCUACCCAUAGGGCAAGUAGCACACUGCAGGUGCACCACUACCCUGCAACAACAAUGCAUAAAGCUGGGGUACGUACAAAGGCAGCUACAUGUAGCUACGCCAGUGGACAGACUUUCUGUGCUACAUGCUACGUGUACAUGUUUGUAAAUGAUAAUGCAUUGGGACAGUGUCUGACAGUCCCAAUAGCAUGUGAAAU
Molecule: messenger RNA, 720 nt
Organism: Strongylocentrotus purpuratus (purple sea urchin)
Lineage: Eukaryota; Metazoa; Echinodermata; Echinoidea; Camarodonta; Strongylocentrotidae
Exons: 5
Coding region: 57-671 (204 amino acids)
Source: RefSeq, a predicted model, not a curated record